UUCCAUGUAUUAUAUUAUAUGAUACCCUAAAACACGAGAAAAGCCCAACCUUCUUGUCUUCUUCGAUUAUUCGACUCUAUCAGUCUCUCUCUGUUCUCUCUUCCGCCCUAGCCGCCGCCCCAGCCCCUGCUUCCGUGCGGCGUCACCGUCGCUCCGUCGCCCCGUCGCCGCCGAGAACAAAGGUGAAGACACAAUUUCAGAUUCUGAAUCUUCUUCAUAGCGUAUUAGCUCCAAAAGACUACAAAUUGAGGUUCACAAACGUACGUUGAAUUCUCAUUCAUGGAUCCUCAGCCCGAACCAGUCAGCUACAUUUGUGGAGAUUGUGGAAUGGAGAACACUCUGAAGCCAGGUGAUGUGAUACAAUGCCGGGAGUGCGGUUACCGUAUCUUGUACAAGAAGCGCACCCGCCGCAUUGUUCAGUACGAGGCACGUUGAAGAAGAGAUUUGGGAAGAAUAGAAUACUACGUCUUAUCUCGGUGCACUUCUCGUGUUUGGUUUCUUCAACAACAACCAAAAAAAAGAAAAGAGAGUUUUUCAUGGGGGUUAAUGAAUUGUUUGUGUGUGAAGAAUCAAUCAGAUUGGAAAUUCUCUCUAGUAUUUAUGCUGCUUGAAAGAUAUUACAACUUUAUUAAUGGUAAUGUAAUCAGACGGACAUUUUUCCAAUAUUUUCAUCUGUUACUCUAGAAAUGAGCAAUCAUCUCGCUCUCACCUCUCAACUUAUUUUUAAUGCUUUUCUAUGAUACCCUUAACAGUUGUAACCGUAAAACCACCCGCCACGAUGUGAUCUUCCGGAUCGGUGGUUGCUGCGGCUAGAUCGAGGCAGUAGCCAUGUGGUUUUC
Messenger RNA from Morus notabilis, 839 nucleotides. Its product is annotated as DNA-directed RNA polymerases II, IV and V subunit 12. Gene Ontology annotation, molecular function: DNA-directed RNA polymerase activity; zinc ion binding; DNA binding. Lineage: Eukaryota; Viridiplantae; Streptophyta; Magnoliopsida; Rosales; Moraceae. Gene Ontology annotation, biological process: DNA-templated transcription. The record is from RefSeq and is a predicted model, not a curated record. Bases 280 to 435 code for a protein of 51 amino acids. Gene Ontology annotation, cellular component: RNA polymerase III complex; RNA polymerase II, core complex; RNA polymerase I complex. The transcript has 4 exons.